GGGAACUGAUCGGACAUCCUGUUUUGAACGUAACUCGGUUGCACUUCGAAUGGAAGUUCUUUGUGACUCUAAAGGAACUAAUGUCUGCCCAUCUGGGGGUGUUGGGGUCUAUAAUCCUGGUUACUGGGGCAUGAACAUUGAAAGAAGGAAGAGUUAUAAGGUGAGCCUGCACAUUAGGUCUUCAGAUGCAGUUUCCUUGUCCGUUUCUUUGAGAAGCUCCGACGGUCUGCAGAAACUUGCUUGUCACACCAUCACGGGUGGCAAGAAACAAUUCACCAACUGGACAAAGAUAGAGUUUCAUUUGAAAUCCAGCAUAAAUAACACUAAUUCAAGGCUUCAGUUUACAACCACUAAAACUGGGGUCCUUUGGCUCGAUCAAGUGUCGGUUAUGCCUUCAGACACUUACAUGGGACAUGGUUUUCGGAAUGAUCUUGCUUCUAUGUUGGCUGAUUUAAAGCCCCAAUUUCUCAAAUUUCCAGGGGGUAACUAUGCCAUGGGAAAUUAUCUGAGAAAUGCAUUUCAGUGGGGUGAAACUGUGGGUCCAUGGGAGGAAAGACCUGGCCACUUCAAUGAUGCUUGGGGAUACUGGACUGAUGAUGGGCUUGGAUUCUUUGAGUUCCUUCAGUUGGCUGAAGACCUUGGUGCUUCCCCUGUUUGGGUGGUUAAUGAUGGAGCAAGCGCUAAUGAAGAAGUUUCUACAGCAAGGAUUGCGUCACUGGUGAAGGAUGUUGUUGAUGGCAUCGAGUUUGCUAGGGGAGGACCCAAAACUACAUGGGGUUCAGUUCGUGCGGCAAUGGGACAUCUGCAACCCUUUAAGCUUGAUUAUGUUUCAAUAGGGAAUCAAGAAUGCUGGAUGCUCUACUACAGAGGCAAUUACCAAAAGUUCUAUUCUGCAAUUAAAGCUUCCUACCCAGACAUCAACAUUGUAUCAAGUUGUGAUAAGUCAACUAUUUCGCCAUCCAACCCUGCCGAUCUAUAUGAUGUUCAUGUCUAUGCAUCUUCUGCCAAUAUGUUUUCCAGAACUAGUAUGUUUGACAACACACCACGCAGUGGGCCAAAGGCAAUUGUUAGUGAGUACGCUGUGACAGGAAAUGAUGCUGGCAAAGGAACACUAGUAGCAGCACUAGCAGAAGCUGCGUUUCUAGUUGGAUUGGAAAAGAACAGUGAUGUGGUGGAGAUGGCGAGCUGCGCACCACUUUUCGUAAACGACAAUGAUCGCAGGUGGAGCCCAGAUGCCAUUGUAUUCAACUCAUGGCAGCACUACGGAUGCCCAAACUACUGGAUGCUACACUUCUUCAAGGACUCCAGUGGCGCAACCUUUCACCCCACAGCAAUGCAGAUCUCCAACUAUGAUCAGAUGGUUGCAUCUGCCAUUACUUGGCAGAAUCCUAAAGACAAAAGCACUUACCUGAAAAUAAAGGUCGUAAACUUCGGCAACAAAGGUGUGGAUCUCAACAUAACUAUUACAGGGUUGGGGAGUGACAUCAAGAGCUCUGGUUCGAAGAAGACCGUGUUGACGUCCUCUGCGCCGCUCGACGAGAACUCCUUCCAACAGCCAGAGAAGGUGACUCCAGUUUCGAGUUCAUUGGCCGAUGCCAAGCAGCAGAUGGGCGUGUCAGUGAGCUCCUAUUCCCUCACAUCGUUCGAUCUCCUGCUGGAACCAAGCAAGCACUCGACCAUAUAAAGAAGAAAAUAGCUCAAGUGUUAGCUACAGCCUAUAGCUGCAGUCAGACCAGUUGCCUCCCAUACGAAUAGGAAGGAAAGAACAGAAAACAAAUUUGUAAAUGUAUAGUAAAUAUUAGCCUGUGCGUAUGUACCGUAAUUCUGUAAACAAAGAUCAUGCUGCCAAGUCAGGAACUCGUCGCAAGGAUUGCUUGUGUUGCCAAA
Lolium rigidum is the source of this 1887-nucleotide messenger RNA. Its product is annotated as alpha-L-arabinofuranosidase 1-like. The transcript is spliced from 15 exons. Gene Ontology annotation, molecular function: alpha-L-arabinofuranosidase activity. Lineage: Eukaryota; Viridiplantae; Streptophyta; Magnoliopsida; Poales; Poaceae. The coding region runs from base 50 to 1684 and encodes 544 amino acids. The record is from RefSeq and is a predicted model, not a curated record. Gene Ontology annotation, biological process: L-arabinose metabolic process.